AUGGGGGAAUCUAAAUCUUCCUUCCACCCGGCUCUUGCCGUCUCUAACAUCAAGAACAGUAUUCCAAUCACCCUUGAGAUGGAAAAUGUUCAGUAUUCUACAUGGGCGGAAUUAUUUAAGGUUCACGCAAGAUCUAACAAGGUGCUUCACCAUAUUAUGCCUCCGGCUAAGGGCAAGGAGCAACCUCCUCCAUCUACUGAUGCGGAAAAGGAGAUGUGGGCAACCUUGGAUGCCACGGUUCUCUCGUGGAUUUACUCUACUAUUUCUCGUGAUUUGUUGAACACUAUUAUUGAGCCCGACUCUACGGCUAUGGAAGCUUGGGAUAGAUUGCGUGAUAUUUUCCAAGAUAAUGAACAUUCCCGUGCCGUGGCUUUGGAACAAGAAUUCUCCACCACUUCUAUGGAGGAUUUUUCCAAUGUUUCAGCUUAUUGUCAACGUCUCAAAUCUCUUGCGGAUCAAUUGAAGAACGUUGGGGCUCCGGUGUCUGAUAGUAGAAUGGUGUUACAGUUGGUGGGCGGCCUUACUCGACCGUACCGUGGUGUAGGUACGUUAAUCCGCCAAAGUAAUCCUCUCCCUCCAUUUUAUAAAGCUCGCUCCAUGCUCACUUUGGAGGAAGCCGGGAUGGCAAAAGAAGCGGCCACUGAGUCAGCUAUGGUGGCCUCAAGUGAUGAAAAUCCAAACCGAGGUGAUAAACCGAGUCAAAAUAACGGCACCAAAAAUUCUGGUCGACGCCACUACACCAACGGCCGGAAAAAUUCAGGUGCUGCCGGCGGAAAGAAGUUUACCGGCAACAAGGGUGGUGGCCGGGAUCAACAGUCCGGCAGCCACGGUGGACAAGUGGGAUACUUCCAGUGGUAG
Beta vulgaris subsp. vulgaris (sugar beet) is the source of this 858-nucleotide messenger RNA. RefSeq lists its product as uncharacterized. Bases 1 to 858 code for a protein of 285 amino acids. The transcript has a single exon. Lineage: Eukaryota; Viridiplantae; Streptophyta; Magnoliopsida; Caryophyllales; Amaranthaceae. The record is from RefSeq and is a predicted model, not a curated record.